Molecule: messenger RNA, 3000 nt
Organism: Meloidogyne enterolobii
Lineage: Eukaryota; Metazoa; Nematoda; Chromadorea; Rhabditida; Meloidogynidae
Source: the annotation of a GenBank genome assembly
UCCGGAAGUUCAACCAAGCGUAUACUUAAUUGAUCAUAACUCAGUCUAAAGUUAUCGAAACACAUUAAUCUUGAUAUCAUUCGACUCACUUGAAUUGAUGCGUCAGAAUAGCAAUACCCUAAUAGUUUCGAAUUCUUACUCCGAAUUUGACUUGGUCGAAUUCGAGUCCGGGGUUCGAAAUAAACAAAUUCUAAGCUCAUAUUCGGACUCAGCACACUCGAUUACCUACUGGCAGACCUCAAAAAUAUCGAAAAAGUACUUCUACCACAUUUUUUUCUAGGGACCAGUAAAGCUGAAGAUUACCGGAAGUUGGACUUUUAUUUUUUCCGAAGGCCAGAGAUUUUUUGUGAUUCUGAUGUGAACAGAUGUAUUUUGAUUUAUUUAAUGUUCUCCCAAAAUAUAAUUUUCAAAAAACCCCUCUCAGACUCCAACAACCCUUUAAUUAUCAUUUUUUUCCAUUUUUGUCUAUUUUCGUUAAUUUUUGCCUUUUUCUUUUUUAUCAUUUUCUACGGAAGUAAUCAGUUAACUAAAUUAGUUAAACUAAAAUUAGAAACAUUGUAAAUAAUAAAUAAAUAUAUAAAAAUGGUGUCCAAUAACCCCUUAUUCUCUAUUCUCUUUCUUGAAUUUUUAAUUUUUUUAGAUCAUUUAAAAAAUAUUUCUCCUUUAUUCAUUUAAAUGGCAGAAGCUAGAAAUAUUGCAGCAUUAAAUGUUUCUGUAACACACGAUGGAAUUUCUGUUACUUAUGAUCAGGAAUUGUUAAAAGAUAUUUGGCAUACAUUUUCGCGUUCUUAUAAAAGAAGAUUUGCGAGGUUUAAGAACAAUUUCACUGCUGGAAUAUUCCCUGCCAAUAUUCACUCUCUUGGCCUUGUAGUUGGCGUUGUUUCUUCUUGUUAUCUUCUUUGGGAUAUUGAUGCUACUGGAGUUAAUUUGACACGUUUAUUGGAUAAAUAUGUUCUCUACUAUUUGUUUGGGAAUGGAAAUUAUUCGAGGACUAUAGCGUCGGUUCUGUCUGGAUCAAUUUCUUGGUUUUCAUUGGUCCAAACCUUCCGCCUCAGUUUGAAGUGGUUCCUCUCCUAUCGUGGAUGGAUGUACGAGUCUGUCCACGAUGGAAAAGCAAUUUCCCUUAGCACCAAAAUUUGGUUCAAGUCUUUGCAUGUUGUUGCUGCUUGCAAGCCGAUAAUGCAUUCAUUUCAAGGAGCUUUGCCUCAUUUGCCUCUUCCCAGUUUAAAAUGUACACUUGAAAAGCAUCUCCGUUCUAUGCGCCCAAUCUUAUCUGAUGAAGAAUUUAAUGAACUUACUAUGCUUUCUGAAAAAUUUCAAAAAGGAUUGGGUCCUCGUCUUCAGCGUUAUCUCUUCAUUAAGUCUUUGCUGUCGAGCAAUUAUGUUUCCGAUUGGUGGGAGAAGUAUGUUUAUCACAAACAACGCUCACCCAUUAUGGUCAAUUCGAAUUAUUACGGGUUUGAUACUCUUAAUCCCACUCCGACUGAUAAACAAGCUGCUAGAGCUGCAAACAUCACUUGGGCUGCAUUAUUGUUCCGUAGGAUGAUUGACAGGCAGGAAGUUUCUCCGUUCGCAAUAAAUCCACGCAGCAAAGUGCCUUUCUGUACUAAUCAAUAUACUCGUCUUUUCAAUUCUUGCCGAACCCCAGGAGAGGAUUGUGACAAUUUCCGCGUUUGGGAUGAUUCAAAACACGUUGCUGUUUACCACAAAGGAUGUUGGUUUAAAUUGAAUGUUCACACUGGUGUUCGACUUUUGGAGCCAUGUGAACUCCAAUUAGCCUACCAAGAAAUUUUGGACAGUGCCUUAGUCCCUUGUGAAGGUGAACAACAAUUGGCGGCACUCACAGCUGGACGACGUGAUCAUUGGGCGAGAGUUAGACGUGAACAUUUCUCUAGUGGAAUUAACAAAACUUCAUUACGAGCAAUUGAAAGGGCUGCUUUUGUUGUUAUCUUGGAUGAUGAAUAUGUUUGUUAUGAUCCUGAAGAUACGUCCAAACUUGAUCGUUGGGCAGAAAAUCUUUUGCAUGGCAAAGGUUAUGAUCGUUGGUUUGACAAAUCAUUCAAUUUAAUUAUUUCACCAAAUGCUCGUAUUGGAAUUAAUGCUGAACAUUCUUGGGGAGAUGCAGCAGUAACUGCUCAUUUUAUGGAAUUUGUUGUCCUCAAAGAUUUGUGUCUUCACGGUUAUGCAGAAGAUGGAAAUUGUAAAGGAACACCCCAAACAAUUUUACACCCAGAAAGGCUAAAUUGGUCAUUAGAUAAAAAUUGUUUGGAACAAAUAAAAAUUUCUUUGGAAGAGGCACAAAAAUUAAUUGAUGAUGUGGAAAUGGCUUUGCUAGUUUGGACUGAAUAUGGGAAAGGAUUUAUUAAAAAAUUGAAAAUAUCUCCUGAUGCGUUUAUGCAAAUGGCUUUGCAAUUGACUUAUUUUAAGAAUCAAAGCAAAUUUUCGUUAACUUAUGAGGCGUCAAUGACCCGUCUUUAUCGUGAAGGAAGAACUGAAACAGUUCGUUCUUGUACUGUUGAGUCUUGUGAUUUUGUGCGAGCAAUGUUGGAUGAAAAACAAACGAGAGAAGAGCGUCUUCGUUUGCUUCGCGUUGCCGCUGAUCGACAUCAACAACUUUAUCGUGAUGCAAUGUGUGGAAGGGGAAUUGAUCGUCAUUUGUUUGCUCUUUAUGUGGUUAUGCGUUAUUUGGAAGAGAGUUCGCCUCUCUUUGAUAAGAUUUUCCCUCCACAAUAUUUACUGAGCACUUCACAAACUCCUCUCAAUCAAUGUGAAGUCGAGUGCCCAACUGUUGAAAUGAAAGAUAAAUUAAAAUUGGUUAGUGCUGGAGGAGGUUUUGGGCCAGUUACGGAUACUGGAUAUGGAGUUUCUUAUAUAAUUGCUGGGGAAGACCAAAUUUCUUUUCACAUUUCAUCAAAGAAGAGUGCUGAAAAUACUAGCUCCAAAAAAUUCCGAGAAGAUUUAAAAUCGACUUUGCGACAAAUGCGGGAAUUGUUUGCAUAA